UGGCCGGCGUGUACGGUGCCAUAACUUGUCCAGUGUUCAGUUGCUGCUGCUACGCUGAACAUUAUAACGUUGAGUGAACGCCCCUGGGAACGUUGGUCUGCCUGUCGAAGGGUGUGUGAGUUCCACGACUCAUUUCUGCCGCAGCCGUUGUCAGCAGUGAAGGGCAGGACUUGUAUCAGCAUGGCCGCCAGUGGUAAAUCUAUCACAGUCAACAUUAACGACGAUACAAUAAGGUUGCGGAUCCCCAACAGGUGCCGACGGUGCUGGCACUACAAGGACGACCCUCAGCUGCCCUCCCUGCAGGAGAGCCUGAUGCUCCUCCUCUUCGGCAAGGACUCCGAUGAACUAAGACUGUGCCACUGCUUCGUCCUGGCUGCGCCCUUCGCCAUCCUCUCCUCCCUGUUUAUAUAUCUGAUGAAGACAAAGAGCAUACAGGAGGUACUGGAGUGGUCGCUUUUGUUCCUUCCUAUAUUCCCGGCAGUGAUGGUGGCGGCGCUGGUCGCAGUCAAGGGCUCUGCUAUGGAAUUAGCUCAUAAAUACUCGAGGAAGAUGGACUUUCAGAACCUCAUGAGUCAGACAAAGGAUGGAGAUGAGUUGCCUCUCCUGUAAAUGUACAGGUGUUUUAUAUAUGUGUGGGUGUGUGUGUGUGUAUAGUGCUCGUAUAGUUAGUGUGUGUGUGGCUGUCGUGUCUUGUGUGUGACUUUAUAAAGUACACACACACACGAAUAUUCUACAUUCCCGGUGAUCUGGCAACCUGAUAAUUGUUGUUGUUGUCAGGGAUGGGGGAGCUGUACUAAGGCUUCUCGGGUCGCCCUUGAUCAACUUCAGGGGCCGGAUUCAGGAAGGUACUUACGAAGGUUUUUCCUCUUAGCUAAGAACGUUUUCCCUCUUAGCGCCUUCGUGGCAGCUACGUCCGUACUCAAGUAACUACCCUAAGUGGAAAAACCUU
Messenger RNA from Procambarus clarkii (red swamp crayfish), 949 nucleotides. RefSeq lists its product as uncharacterized. The record is from RefSeq and is a predicted model, not a curated record. Lineage: Eukaryota; Metazoa; Arthropoda; Malacostraca; Decapoda; Cambaridae.